AUUUUUAAUUAUAACCCAGUAACAAAACGAGUGAAAAUCAAAGUGAAAAAUAACGCUAAAGUGAUUUUACAUGAUGGGUUAGCACAAAUGUUAGGUUUUGAACCUAUGGAAAUUACAUCUACAGAUGAUAGUUCCGAAACUGUUGUAGAAAGUCCUUUUGCAGCCGACCCCUGUGCACAUUAUCGUGUAUUAAUGAUAUAUACGGAUAUUGUAGAACCUCAAAUCGUAGGAGAUGUUUUAGCUCCUCUACUUCGAAUUGUAAGAGUAACUGGUAGCGAUGGAGAAGUGGUGAGUGCACUAUUUGAUAGACCUCAUUAUUUACCUGUGAAUCGGAAAAUGAUAGACACUUUGGAAAUCGAUAUAAGAACGCAUAUGGGAGCAUUUACGCCAUUUGAACGAGGAAGGUCAUACGUGAAACUUCAUUGUUAAAUGAUGUAUCACAAGGACAAGAUGUAAAAGAGGCUGCUAAGCGUCGACUGAAAGAAGCCGGAAA
This is a messenger RNA of Stegodyphus dumicola, 493 nucleotides long. RefSeq lists its product as uncharacterized. Lineage: Eukaryota; Metazoa; Arthropoda; Arachnida; Araneae; Eresidae. The record is from RefSeq and is a predicted model, not a curated record.